UUCCACAGUAAAACGAAGUCUCGUAUUCGUUGUAUCAAAGAUGAUGUCAUUAUCAACGACAAAUGGCGUUUACCGAGAGAAAUGUACGCGAGAGAAUACUUCUUCAUUUAUCAUUCAAUUAUUUAAAUAUUAGCCCCCCUCCACGAUGUUUUGAUACUCUUGCAUCGGCUGUACGAAUAAUCAGAUUAUUGAAGGAUAAAACGUGAAAGAGAAUCAUUUAUUCAACCUAAAGAUCACGUAGCGCGCGUGCCUGAAACAUGAAUACGUUAAAAUCGAAUGGAUAUAUCGUCGACGCGUUCCAUGACGAGAUUAAGAAAACCUUCAAUAUGUCAAAAACUAGUACGGUACCCGGAUUGGCUUAUCUGCCAGCAAGAGAGAAGAAAAUUGCGGCUUAUUUUCUUGAAGCUAGAAGAAAAAUCGAUGGUGCAGAGGGAUUAUGGAGAAUCGAAAACAAAAUCUACGAUCUAGAAACUUUCGCGAAAUUGCAUCCGGGUGGUGAGGAAUGGAUUCGGCUCACAAAAGGAACUGACAUUACCGAAUUAUUUCAGAGUCAUCACAUCACCGACAAAGCCGAGCGACUAUUGCCGAAAUUCUACAUUCGUGAAGCCACAACACAGCGAUCUGUGCCAUUGACCUUUUUAUCGGACGGCUUUUAUCGCACAUUCAAGAGACGCGCUUUCGAGGCUUUGAAGAAUGUCAAUUUUCACCGAUCGUCAAUGACGACGGAUCUCAUCAUCGACUCCUUGAUGGUCAUGACUUUCGCACUGAGUCUCGCGGCCGCCUUCGCUCAUUCUUACGCUAUUAUUGUUUUUGCUAGUAUUUUUCUGACACUGACGACUGUUGCUGCGCACAAUUACUUCCACAUGAAAGACAACUUUCGCAUGUACUACUUCGAUCUCAGUAUGCUAUCUUCGAAGAAUUGGCGUAUCUCGCACGUAAUGAGUCACCAUAUGUAUACUAAUACUUUAUGGGAUUAUGAGAUUUACAUAGUGGAACCGUUUCUCCAAUGGAUCCCUCGUAAGGAUAAAUCCUACUUCGCGAGUUUGAUAAGCAAGAUCAUCAGUCCUAUCGUUUGGAUGUUAUUGUUUCUUGUGGAAGGUUUCAAACGAUACUACUUGGUAUUCAACGAAUAUAGAGUCUUUGAAUUUCGUGACUUCGUACCGUUUGUGCUGCCUUUAUUGAUGAGUUUGGUAGCGCCCAAGAUUCUCGUCGCACUCAAGCUGUGGCUGAUAAUGCUGUUGAUCAGUAGCGCUUUGUUUGGUUUGAUUGGCUUCAACGCGGCUCAUCAUCAUCCCGAUAUUUUCCACGACGGUGAUAUCUACAGGGAUGAUCUGGACUGGGGUCUGCUCGAGAUGGACUCAGUGCGUGAUCGCAAAGUGAUUGACGACUCGAUUUUCCUGGCGCUCACGAACUUCGGUUCGCACACACUGCAUCAUCUUCUACCCACUGUGGACCAUCAUUAUCUGCAUCUGUGCAUGCCCGCUUUUUUGCAGACGUGCAAAGAAUUCGGCCUCAAUUCGGACAAAUGGACGCAGUGGGAGCUUAUUAAAGGACAAUUUAGGCAACUCGCGCGAACUGAAACGAAGAAGAAUCACAGAUAGCGAUUCUUGUUUUCGACACGAGACAGUUCGUUCAAUUUUGUAAAAAAUUUCUUAUACAUUAUUUUAUAUAGUUUUUAACAUAAGUACAUAUCUUAGUUGAAUAGUAAGUGGAAUAAGCUCAAGUUGAAUUUCUUUAAAAUAAUGUAAGAGAUUUUAUAAAUCAAUAUUAAAUUUUUUUCAAUUGAA
Cataglyphis hispanica is the source of this 1787-nucleotide messenger RNA. Its product is annotated as cytochrome b5-related protein-like. Gene Ontology annotation, biological process: lipid metabolic process. The coding region runs from base 258 to 1601 and encodes 447 amino acids. The transcript is spliced from 6 exons. The record is from RefSeq and is a predicted model, not a curated record. Lineage: Eukaryota; Metazoa; Arthropoda; Insecta; Hymenoptera; Formicidae. Gene Ontology annotation, cellular component: mitochondrion.